Pseudomassariella vexata is the source of this 2379-nucleotide messenger RNA. RefSeq names its product OPT oligopeptide transporter protein-domain-containing protein. NCBI's taxonomy places the organism in Eukaryota, Fungi, Ascomycota, Sordariomycetes, Amphisphaeriales, Pseudomassariaceae. Gene Ontology annotation, biological process: transmembrane transport. Bases 1 to 2379 code for a protein of 792 amino acids. Gene Ontology annotation, molecular function: oligopeptide transmembrane transporter activity. The transcript is spliced from 2 exons. The record is from RefSeq and is a predicted model, not a curated record.
AUGGCCCACGACGCAACUCGUAUUGAAAGCCUGCAAGGGCGAUAUGUCUCGAGCAGCUCAUCCACAAACGAUGUCGACGUCGUGGGAGAGUCUGCGGCGGUCACGGCCACAGGAAAAUCGGCCAGAAAGGCUGAAUCAGACGUGGAAAAGCCGCCGUUCUUGUUUACAGUCGGUAACGGAGCCGAGUGCGAGGAGGAAGCUAUUCCCGAGGACGAUGCACGGGUGGCGACGCUGCCAGCCUACGUCCGCCGUGUCGUCAGUCUGACUGACAACCCUGACCUGCCCGUCUUCACUUUCCGCUACUUCGUGUUGGCACUGUUGUUCGUCAUCCCAGGUGCUUUCUUGUCCAUGAUGAGCCACUUUCGCACCACGUCGGCCCCCUACUCCAUCUUCUUCGUCCAGAUCGCCUGCAGUUAUGUUGGAGACUGGUGGGCCAAGACUCUGCCGGGCUGGCAUGUGUGUGUACCUGGAACCAAAUGGGGCUUCAGCUUGAACCCGGGGCCCUUUUCUGUCAAGGAGCAUGUCCUUGUUGUUCUCACGGCUGCGUCGGGUGCCACUUAUAACCUCGGCUACACCCCCAUCUCUAUGGCCGAACUCUACUUCAACGAGACGGUACAUCCUGCCUUGGCCAUCUUCUUCAUGUGGGGAAUCGUCUGGACGGGUUAUUCCUUCGCCGCCAUUGCUCGUCAAUUUUUGAUCUACGAUCCCCAGUACCCCUGGUUCCAAGCUCUUUGCCAGACUGCCCUCUUUGAAACGCAGAAGAAGCAGCGCGACAGCCCUUCACCCCAGAGCCGCAAGCAGACCAAGGUCUUCUGGCUCGUUCUCAUCGCCGUCAUCCUGUGGCAGUUUCUGCCCGAGUACGUCUUUCCAAUGCUGGGUUCAAUGGCUCUCCUUUGCUGGGUUGCCCCCAACAAUCCCACAGCCAACUUUAUCGGUGCUGGCUUUGGCGGCAUGGGUUUACUGAAUUUGUCUUUCGAUUGGUCUACGAUCAGCACCAAUUACAGCAUCUUCCUGACGCCAUGGUGGACCCAGGUGGUCACUUUUGUCGCCUUCGUCUGCAACUGCUGGCUGCUUCUGCCCCUGGCUAAAUGGGGCGGCCUGGGUGCGUGGCACCAUAAGCUCAUGUCGAACCGCUUCUUCCUCGGCAACGGUACCAGCUAUCCAGUCGAUGCAUUGCUAACCCCGGAAAUUGGCUUCAACGAGACGGCCUACCAGGAGCUCGGUCCCGUCUAUGUUGGUACCCAGGUGCUAUGGGGCAUGUUUUUCGAUUAUGCCGCAUACACAUCAGCCAUCGUCUGGAUGGCCCUCUUUGGUUUCAAAGAAAUAAAGGGGAGCUUCGCCAAGCUGUGGGCUCGCCGUAAGGCUACGACCAAAAUUACCGAGCAAUAUCACGAUCAGCUUAACAUCAUCCAAAGGUCUUAUCCAGAGGUGCCCGCCUGGUGGUUUCUCGCCCUUUUUGCUGCCUCCUUCGUCUCUCUGCUUGCCAUAGUUGCUACCAAUAGUCUCUACAUCCCCGUGUACACCUAUUUUGUUGCCGUUGCCACCGGGGCUAUCAUGGUUGUUCCCUUAGGUUGGCUCUAUGCUCUUUCCAACUUCCAGCUACCCAUCGGUACAGUGAACGAACUUCUAUAUGGCAUCAUGGUUAACGCUGUUUCCGGUCACAAAAAUCCAGCAGGAGCCACUGUCUAUAGCUCCAUCGCCGGGAACGCGUGGUACCGGGCUCAGUACAACCUGCAAGACAUGAAGAUCGGGCACUUCAUGCACAUGCCACCACGCGCUGUCUUCUUCAGUCAGAUAUUUGGCUCCUUAAUAGGUAUUCCCAUCAACUAUGGCGUCGUCAGGUGGAUCCUAACAACAAAGCGAGCCUACCUCACCGGCGGUGAGGUUGAUCCCACCCAUCAGUGGACCGCGCAGUCUCUCACAAGCAAUCUGACAAUGGGAGUGCAGUAUGUCCUAAUUGGUCCACUACGAUUGUUCCAAGGGCACAUAUACACGCCAGUGCCCUACGGAUUCCUGGUCGGUGCUUUGGCACCCCUGGCGCUGUGGCUAUUGCACAAGAAGUUCCCCAAGAUGUCGUUCAACUUAUUCAACACCACCAUCUUCUUCAGCCAUCUGGCAAAUUUCUACGGUAAUAUCAGCACUGGCUACGUCUCGAGCUUCCUCGGCGGAUUUUUUGUUAUGUACUGGGCAUACCGGAAGCGUUACGAGCUGUGGGCUCGCUGGAACUAUAUCCUCGCUGCCGCCUUUGACGCGGGUUUCAACUUCAAUAUGCUGCUCAUCUUCUUGUUCUUUGGCAGUGGCAAGGUUACAACUAUGCCAAAUUGGUGGGGUAACGAGGUGACGAGUAGUGAGAGGUGCUUUGCACUUGAUAGUGAGUAG